AUGGCCGAGUCGAACUCAGCCGCCGCUCCGGCGCUCAACACUCCCAUCGAGUCCCACCGCUUUGAGGAGAAGGACCGUCCUCUCGACACCGGUGUCGACGCUCCCAUCAAGCCCAAGGUCGAGGAGGAGGAGGAUGAAGAUGAGGACAUCGACGCCCUGAUCGAGGACCUCGAGUCCCAGGACGGCCACAUCGAGGAGGACGAGGAAGAGGAAACUGCCGUUGGUGGUGCCCGUGUCAUUCCUGAGGACCAGCUCGCUACCGACACCCGUCUCGGUCUCACCGAGGCUGAGGUUCUCAACCGUCGCCGCAAGUACGGUUCCAACCAGAUGAAGGAGGAGAAGGAGAACCUCAUCCUCAAGUUUUUCAUGUUCUUCGUCGGACCUAUUCAGUUCGUCAUGGAAGCCGCUGCCGUCCUCGCUGCUGGUCUCGAGGAUUGGGUUGAUUUCGGUGUCAUUAUCGCUCUUCUCCUGCUUAACGCCGUCGUUGGUUUCUACCAGGAAUUCCAGGCCGGCAGCAUUGUCGACGAACUCAAGAAGACUCUUGCCCUGAAGGCUGUCGUCCUCCGUGACGGUCAGCUCAAGGAGGUCGAGGCCCACGAGGUUGUCCCUGGUGACAUCCUCCAGGUUGAGGAUGGUACCAUCAUUCCCGCCGAUGGUCGCAUUGUCACGGACGAUGCCUUCCUUCAGGUUGAUCAGUCUGCCAUCACUGGCGAGUCCCUCGCUGUCGACAAGCACAAGGGCGACAACUGCUACGCUUCUUCUGCCGUCAAGCGUGGUGAGGCCUUCAUUGUUAUCACUGCCACCGGUGACUCUACCUUCGUCGGUCGCGCCGCUGCCCUUGUCAACGCUGCCUCUGCCGGUACCGGUCACUUCACUGAGGUCCUCAACGGCAUUGGUACUGUUCUCCUGAUCCUCGUCGUUGCCACUCUCCUCAUCGUCUGGGUUUCUGGCUUCUACCGCUCCAACGAUAUUGUCGAGAUCCUUCGCUUCACCCUCGCUAUUCUCAUCGUCGGUGUCCCCGUCGGUCUUCCCGCUGUCGUCACCACCACCAUGGCUGUCGGUGCCGCCUACCUCGCCAAGAAGAAGGCCAUCGUCCAGAAGCUGUCCGCCAUUGAGUCCCUGGCUGGUGUCGAGAUUCUCUGCUCUGACAAGACUGGUACCCUGACCAAGAACAAGCUCUCUCUUGCUGAGCCCUACACCGUCGCCGGCGUUGAGCCCGAUGACCUUAUGCUCACUGCCUGCUUGGCCGCUUCCCGCAAGAAGAAGGGUAUUGAUGCCAUUGACAAGGCCUUCCUCAAGUCCCUCCGCUACUACCCCCGCGCCAAGUCUGUUCUCUCCAAGUACUCCGUCCUUGAGUUCUUCCCCUUCGACCCCGUCUCCAAGAAGGUCACCGCCGUCGUCCAGUCUCCCCAGGGUGAGCGCAUCACCUGCGUGAAGGGCGCCCCUCUCUUCGUUCUCAAGACUGUCGAGGAGGACCACCCUCUUGACCCCGAGAUCGACAUGGCCUACAAGAACAAGGUCGCCGAGUUCGCUACCCGUGGUUUCCGUUCGCUUGGUGUCGCCCGCAAGCGUGGUGAGGGCAACUGGGAGAUUCUCGGCAUCAUGCCCUGCUCUGACCCCCCUCGUCACGACACUGCCCGCACCGUCAACGAGGCCAAGAACCUUGGUCUUUCCGUCAAGAUGCUUACUGGUGAUGCCGUUGGCAUUGCCCGUGAGACUUCCCGCCAGCUCGGUCUCGGUACCAACAUCUUCAACGCUGACCGUCUCGGUCUCGGUGGUGGUGGUGACAUGCCCGGCUCUGAGGUCUACGAUUUCGUUGAGGCUGCCGAUGGUUUCGCCGAGGUCUUCCCCCAGCACAAGUACAACGUCGUCGAGAUUCUCCAGCAGCGUGGCUACCUCGUUGCCAUGACUGGUGACGGUGUCAACGAUGCUCCCUCCCUGAAGAAGGCUGAUACUGGUAUUGCUGUCGAGGGUGCCUCUGACGCUGCCCGCUCUGCCGCCGAUAUCGUCUUCCUUGCCCCUGGUCUCGGUGCCAUCAUUGACGCCCUGAAGACUUCUCGCCAGAUUUUCCACCGCAUGUACUCCUACGUUGUCUACCGUAUUGCUCUGUCCAUCCACAUGGAGCUGUACCUCGGUCUCUGGAUUGCCAUCCUCAACCGUUCGCUGAACAUUGAGCUCGUUGUCUUCAUCGCCAUUUUCGCUGAUAUCGCUACCCUGGCCAUCGCCUAUGACAACGCUCCUUACAGCAAGGCCCCCGUCAAGUGGAACCUGCCCAAGCUUUGGGGAAUCUCUGUCAUCCUCGGCAUUGUCCUCGCCAUCGGCACCUGGAUUACCGUCACCACCAUGUACGCCCACGGCCCCAACGGUGGUAUCGUCCAGAACUUCGGUAACCUGGACGAGGUUGUCUUCCUCCAGGUCUCUCUCACUGAGAACUGGCUGAUUUUCAUCACUCGUGCCAACGGUCCCUUCUGGUCUUCCAUCCCCUCGUGGCAGCUGUCCGGUGCUAUCUUCAUCGUCGACAUCCUCGCCACCCUCUUCUGUAUCUUUGGUUGGUUCGAGCACGGCCAGACCAGCAUUGUCGCCGUUGUCCGUAUCUGGAUCUUCUCCUUCGGUGUCUUCUGCGUCUGCGCCGGUGUCUACUACAUCCUCCAGGACAAUGCCGGCUUCGACAACAUGAUGCACGGCAAGUCCCCCAAGGGCUCCCAGAAGCAGCGCUCGCUUGAGGACUUCGUUGUCUCUCUGCAGCGCGUCUCCACCCAGCACGAGAAGUCGCAGUAA
This is a messenger RNA of Verticillium nonalfalfae, 2778 nucleotides long. RefSeq names its product plasma membrane H+-ATPase (gene PMA1). Bases 1 to 2778 code for a protein of 925 amino acids. Gene Ontology annotation, biological process: proton export across plasma membrane; regulation of intracellular pH. Gene Ontology annotation, cellular component: plasma membrane. Lineage: Eukaryota; Fungi; Ascomycota; Sordariomycetes; Glomerellales; Plectosphaerellaceae. Gene Ontology annotation, molecular function: ATP hydrolysis activity; P-type proton-exporting transporter activity; ATP binding. The record is from RefSeq and is a predicted model, not a curated record. The transcript is spliced from 4 exons.